Arabis nemorensis is the source of this 324-nucleotide messenger RNA. Lineage: Eukaryota; Viridiplantae; Streptophyta; Magnoliopsida; Brassicales; Brassicaceae. The record is from the annotation of a GenBank genome assembly.
AUGGAAGGGAAAACAGUGAUUCUAAGUGUGCUCAUAAUGAGUCUUGUCAUGGCGCAAAUCCAAGUGGAAGCAAAGAGCUGUUGCCCGUCCACGACUGGUAGAAAUAUCUAUAAUACUUGCCGUUUUGGUGGAGGCUCUAGGUCAACUUGUGCUUCACUCAGUGGAUACAAAAUCGUUGACGGAACAUGCCCUGAGGGAUAUACGAAGGACAUACUUGAAAACUCAGACGCAAGUGAAAUUGUGAAUGGAGCAGUUGAACAAUGCACCAAGGCAUGUUCUACUUUCUGUGCCAAGGGCUCUAAAAUCGCGGUUAAAACUGCCUAA